AUGGAUAACAUCGAGAAAAUCGUGCAAGCUCAAAGGACGAUUGCAACUGAGAUCGAAGUAUUGAAAAUUUGGGAACAAUACGAAGCCACUUUUAGUGAACAAAUAACAUUGUUGUCAAACGUAACCUCAUUCGCCACUAAUAAGAAUGUAGAAGCACAAGUAAUAGCUACGAAAAACAGCUCAUGUGAUUCCAAUAAACUAUCUCUAAUGAUGCGACGCCAACAAGAGUUUGGCAAAACUAUAAAACGUCAACUAAUUGACGCUAACAUCACCACGGACAUACCUUUAGCACGUAAGGUACUGUUGAAGGAUUCUAUUCUUCGCUUAUGGGCCCAUUUUGAGGAACUCCAUUACAGCAUUUGUGAAUUAGAAUCCAAUCCAGCAACUAUUGGAUAUGAUGAAGAAGGGUUUAUAUCGUUAGAAAGAGAAGUCCAAAAUAUGUCCUUAAAGGUGGAAGAGUUGAAACUUGCUUCAACGUCUUCGCAUACCUCAACAUUAACAUCUGCAUCAAUGCAGUUACCACGAGUAAUAAUACCAAGGUUCAGUGGGAACUACUUGGAAUGGAGGCAAUUUCGCGACUUGUUCAAUGAAGUGGUAAAUAAACAAUCACUUGCGAAUUGCCAAAAAAUGUUUUAUCUAAAAUCGAAUUUGGACGGAGAAGCAGCACGUCUAAUUGCUCAUUUAACAGUAUCUGAGGAUAAUUUUAGUAGUGCCUGGAGUUUACUUUGCCAGCGCUACGAUAAUAAGCGGCUUCUUGUGAAUGCAUUUAUUGCAAAACUUAUUUCUCAACAAAUUAUAACAUCUGAAAGCUCUGAAGCUAUCAAACGACUCCAUGAUACAACUUCUGAGUGUAUUCUUGGACUUAAAAAUCUUGAAAUCAACAUCGAAAACUGGGAUCCAAUAAUACUUUUCAUUUUGACGAAGAAAUUGGAUCCAAUAACACACAGCUUGUAUGAACAGAACGUGAAGGAUCCAAGAAGAAUCCAACAGUUAAAUGAAUUUCUGGAAUUUUUAGAACUUCGCUUCCAAGCAUUAGAGGCAAUUGGAGGCAAGAGCAUUAACAAGGCGUGUUUAAAUACUACAAAUGGAAUGUUAAAAUGUUUAGCUUGCAAGGGAGAUCAUAAAACUUCCACUUGUAAAAAUUACUUGAAAAACCCCCCGGAAAUUCGCAGAAAUAUGAUUCUCAGUGCCAAACGUUGUGUAAAUUGCUUGCGCUCGGGCCAUUUUUCAACAAAAUGCCCAUCUCAGGGUUGUCUGAAAUGCAAAAGAAGGCAUCAUACAACUUUACAUGAACUUUAUGCUGCCAAUGGCAAGUCUCAGGUCACUACUGACUCAUCGCGAAAUAACGAUUCACACCAAUUAGGUGGGCAUGCAGCAGCUACGCUUACAACAAGUAGACCCGUAGAGUUGAAGAAAUCUUAUGGUUUACUAGCAACUGUAAUAAUGACGGUUCUGAAUUCUCAGGGCGUGGAAUGCAAGAUGCGUGCAUUACUGGAUUCAGGCUCACAAGUGAACCUCAUAACAGAACGAGCAGCACGAAAACUUGGGCUAACUCAAUUAUCAAGCUCGCUGAAUCUUAGUGGCGUCGGUCAGAAAAACAAGUGCUCAAAAAAAAGAGUCUACGUAGUUAUAUCAUCUAGUGUAACUAACUACAAAACUGAAAUAGAAGCUCAUAUGUUGCCAACAAUAGUUGCAAAUCAGCCUGCAAUUGAACUGGAUACAUCAAAUUGGGCUAUACCAGAAGGAGUUGUGUUGGCUGAUGCCCAAUUCAACAAACCAGGUCCAGUAGAUAUUCUUAUUGGCGUUGAAUUAUACAACGACAUGGUUCUGCCAAGGAGAAUUUCGCUAGGAAACAAUUAUCCAAUGUUACAAAAAACUGUGUUUGGGUGGAUGGUCAGUGGUCGGAUUUCUGGGUUUUCGUCUUCUGCAUCGAUUUGCGGUGUUCUUACAAAUAAUGUAGAACUCGACCUGCACAAAUUUUGGGAACUAGAGGAGAUACAGCAAGGUUCGUCGGAUCAAACACUUGAAGAACAGCAAUGUGAGGAACACUUUAAUCGAUCUGUGGCAAGAUCAACUGAUGGUAGAUUCGUUGUGAAAUUACCAUUCAAAGGAGAAGUCACUUCUUUAGGCUAUUCGCAAAGAUUAGCACAGCAACGUUUUUUCGCUGUAGAAAGACGUCUCAACGGAGACCCUGAAUUCAAAACAACAUACAAUAAAUUUAUGGAAGAGUACAUCAACCUGGGACAUAUGAGUGUGAUCAACCCAGAUGAUAUAAUCCAUCCCUGUUAUUUUUUGCCUCAUCAUGGAGUUCUUCGACCAGAGAGCUCCACCACGAAACUUCGAGUAGUGUUCGACGCCUCUGCACCAACUUCCACAAGCAUAUCUUUAAAUGAUGUGUUAGCUACUGGUCCAACUAUCCAGGAUGAUUUAUUCGCUAUACUGACACGUUUUCGUUUAUCUAAAUUCGUUUUCACGGCCGAUAUCGAGAAGAUGUAUCGUCAAAUUAUGGUGGACCAAGAUGACCGUCGAUUCCAACUAAUUUUAUGGAGAAACAACGACAAUGAGCCUCUUCGAACUUAUCAACUUAAUACCGUAACUUAUGGGACAUCGUCAGCACCGUAUCUUGCCACAAAAUGCUUGCAACGGUUGGCUGAAAUUGAAGAAAGUAGGCACCCGACAGCUGCAGCUAUCGUCAAAAGAGAUUUUUACGUAGAUGACGUCAUGACAGGGUUCAACAGUAUGUCUGAAGCAUUACAUGCACGAAACGAACUUAUAAAACUAUUGCACAAGGGUGGCUUUAAGCUUCGCAAAUGGUGCGGCAAUCAUCCAAAAUUAAUGGAAGGGUUGCACCCAUCCGACAUAGCUGUACAACUAGACUUCAACACGAUGGAAUGCGGUCACAUUAAGACAUUGGGCCAAGUGUGGAUCCCAACAACAGAUGAGUUUAAGAUACAGAUCAACAAAAACGAACACGUCAAAUAUACUAAAAGAAGUAUAUCAUCCGACAUUUCUCGAAUUUUCGAUCCGCUUGGGCUCGUUAGUCCAGUCACAGUAGAAGCUAAAUUGUUCUUGCAACACUUGUGGACGCUGAAACUUGAUUGGGACGAAGAAUUGUCAAACGAGCUAACCUGUCAAUGGGUGCGUUACAUGGAAAGCUUAAACUGUCUCAAUAACAUAAAACAGCCACGUCAUCUUUUCGGAAACGAGAUUCCAAAAUCAACGCAAAUACAUGCUUUCGCCGAUGCUUCAGAACGAGCUUACGGCGGAGUAAUUUAUCUACGUUCCAUUACGCAGCACGGACAAGUGAUUGUCCGCCUCCUUUGUGCUAAAUCGAGAUUAGCCCCAAUCAAGAAAUUAACAACCCCAAAGUUAGAACUAUGCGCCGCUCUACUAACAGCACAAUUAUUAGCUAAGGUAAAAAAUUGCAUGCAGUUGACAGAUACCACAACACAUUUAUGGACAGACUCGGAAAUUGUAUUGGCAUGGAUCAAUUCAUCGGCAGCCUCCUACUACGCAUUCGUGGCAAAUAGGGUGACAAAAAUUCUCGAAAUUUCCAGCAAGGGCCAAUGGCGACAUGUUAGAUCCAAGGAUAAUCCUGCCGACAUACUAUCGCGCGGCAUUGAAGCAUCCAAACUAAGCAGCUGCCACUUAUGGUUUUACGGUCCUAUGUUCCUGCAUGGUCACCAGUCACUAUGGCCUGCUCCAUUCAAAGCCAGAUCAGAAUGUAAAGUGGAACUUAAGAGAUCAAUACAUGCAGUAACAAUCGAUCCCAACAAACCACAUUUCUUACACAAUAUCGAUCAUAAGAAUUCCUUUUCCAAAUUGGAAAGAAUAACUGCUUAUGUUAUUCGUUGCACACAAAUUCUCCGGAAGGCAUCAUUGGAACAAAACGAAUGUCACUUAUCCAGUGUAGAAUUGACACGUGCUCGUCAAGUGAUCAUUCGCAUGAUACAAGACGAGGGAUUAGCAGAAGAAAAAAAUUCACUUCGUAAGGGCUUAGAAGUCAGCAAAACUAGUACAAUUAAGGCUUUGUCUCCAUUCAUUGAUCAACAAGGUCUUCUAAGAGUUGGCGGGCGGCUUCAAUCUUCCUCACUUUCAUUUGAGGCGAAGCACCCAGUCUUGCUACCAGAUUGCCCAUUAACAAGGCUGUUAAUACAAGAGACUCAUGUCCGCAACAAACAUAUUGGACCACAAGGAUUAAUGGCAAUCAUGCGACAGCAAUACUGGCCACUCAAAGGAAAGAUGACAGCAAGAACUAUUAUUCACAAAUGCGUUAUCUGCACCAAGGCGAAACCGACACUACUAAAUCAAAUCAUGGGAAAUUUGCCAACUGAUCGCGUUGAACCAGCACGAGCAUUUGUAAACUCAGGAGCUGACUUUUGGGGUCCAAUAUGGACUCAUUAUCGUAUCAGGGGAAAACGUCCAACAAAAAGCUACGUGGCCGUAUUUUGUUGCUUUGCAACAAAGGCCAUACAUAUGGAGGUAGUCACAGAUCUUACAACUGACUCAUUCAUCAUGGCAUUAAAACGUUUCAUAGGAAGAAGAGGGAUGUGCCGGAAAAUAUACUGUGACAAUGCCACUAAUUUCGUUGGAGCCAAUAAGGAACUUGCUGAACUAAAAAAUGCUGUGUUCGAUGAAAGAAGCCAAGAAAAAAUACAGGGUGUUUGCUGUUCGUACAAUAUCGAUUUUAAGUUCAUCCCACCACGAGCCCCACACUUCGGUGGAUUGUGGGAAGCUGCCGUCAAGUCAGCAAAAAAUCUAUUUAAACGAAGUGCAUCGAACGUCAGUCUUACAUACGAGGAGUUAGAAACACUCAUAAUAGAAAUCGAAGCGAUUUUGAAUUCGAGACCACUAACUCCGACGUCAUCAGAUGCUAACGACCUAACCGCCAUAACUGCUGGACAUAUCUUAAUCGGUGAUCCCCUCACUGCAACAAUUCAUGUUGACGCGAAGCCUCUACAUUUAAAUUUAAAAAAAAGAUAUGAGCGCAUUAUCAGUAUUAAAGACGACUUCUGGCAUAGAUGGCGGUCAGAGUACUUAAGUGAUUUACAGCACCGAUCAAAGUGGCAAAAGGUCCAAGACAAUGUCAAAGUGGGCCAAAUGGUUCUAAUUCAUGAAGAUAAUACACCGUCACUUCAGUGGCCGUUGGGGAGAAUAGUAGAAACCUUCAUAGGCCCAGAUGGAAAAAUUCGUGUAGCUAAUGUGCGUACCAAAAAUGGUAUAAUAAAACGAGCAAUUCAUCGACUAGCACUACUGCCGAUCGAUACAAGCGAACCAAUCGAGCAAAACACAUCCGAAAAACCAAUAUGCAUAAAUGAAACAAUAACGGAGGCCCCUACGCCAACUGUUCAAGAUAGUACCCCAAAAAAGCGGCGACGACUCAGCAUAGGAAACGUUCUGCUAACAACUUUAAUGGCCUGUUUUGUGACUGCAUCCCAAUGCAGCCCAAUCGUCGAGCAAUUUACCAGACCUGGACUCUAUUUCGAAAACAUCGGAGCUACCAAAAUCAUAUCAAGUCAGUGGAACAUUGUAGUAUACUACAAUUUAUCAUCUUUUUGGAUUGCCUGGGAUUCGAUUAGGUCGACUACAGCAGCCCUUGAUAACAUUUGUCAUCAAAGCGGUGGCCAAUUUGCAUGCGACAGACUCGUAACCUUUUAUGACCACUGGCACAGCGACAUUGAAAUGGAAAAUGCCCUACUCAAAUCCCCUAUUGCAAGAUCGAAACGGGGAGCAAUAAAUAUUAUUGGAAAUGUAGCUAAUUCCUUGUUUGGCGUAUUAGACUCAAAUUAUGAAACAGAGAUGAAACACCAUUUGAGCCAAAUCUACGACAACGAAGAAUACCUUAACAAAUUACUUAAAAACCACACAUCAAUUUUGGACGCAACACUAAACAUCUUGAAACAAACUCAAGACGCCUCAAAACGGAAAUUCACUGACUUAGAUGCACAAAUAAAGUUGAUAAUGUCAACUAUCAAUAAUGUCAGUAAUGCACUCGACAAAAGUGCAUUAUAUUAUACAUUUACUUCAUUGGCGUUGCAAGUACUAACGUUAACUCACAACUUCCAAAUGCAACAACAGGCCUUAAUAGACGCUAUCACCGAUGGUCAUCAUGGCAAGAUUAAUCCUCUACUCAUAUCCACUGAUCAGUUUCGAAAGGAACUGCAAAACAUUCGGACACACUUAUCGCAAAAUCUACAACUUCCAAUAGAAGAUGACAGCAUCUUGGAGUAUUUUCGACUCAUUGAACUCAAGCUAUUUAAAACGGAUACACAGGUUGUAUUUUCGCUACUACUGCCAUUAGUAGAUUCUGAAACAUUUGAAUUGUUCCAAUUAACACCAAUUCCAGCUGCAAUAAAUGGGUCACUUGUCAUCAUUAAACUUUUAACAAGAUUUAUCGGAAUAAAUUUGCAUAAGGAACAACUGUAUCCUAUGAAUAAGGAGUUGGUCGGUUGUCAUGAG
Teleopsis dalmanni is the source of this 6459-nucleotide messenger RNA. RefSeq lists its product as uncharacterized. Gene Ontology annotation, molecular function: zinc ion binding; nucleic acid binding. The transcript is spliced from 2 exons. Gene Ontology annotation, biological process: DNA integration. NCBI's taxonomy places the organism in Eukaryota, Metazoa, Arthropoda, Insecta, Diptera, Diopsidae. The annotation marks the transcript as partial. The record is from RefSeq and is a predicted model, not a curated record.